This is a messenger RNA of Mytilus californianus (California mussel), 975 nucleotides long. RefSeq lists its product as uncharacterized. The transcript is spliced from 5 exons. Bases 208 to 975 code for a protein of 255 amino acids. The record is from RefSeq and is a predicted model, not a curated record. NCBI's taxonomy places the organism in Eukaryota, Metazoa, Mollusca, Bivalvia, Mytilida, Mytilidae.
UAUAUAUUAUUUCUACAGCAUAUCAACGAUGGACUGCCUGGUCUGGAUGGGGUAAAUGUAGUGUAACAUAGGUAUACAGUAAGAUAGUACGCUAUAUAUAUAUAUAUUAUUUCUACAGCAUAUCAACGAUGGACUGCCUGGUCUGGAUGGGGUAAAUGUAGUGUAACAUGUGCAACAGGUAUAUCUAUAAGGAAAAGAGAAUGUAAAAUGGCUGAAGGAGGCUGUCAAGGUCAGGAUUCACAAAUGAAAUCUUGUACAAUGUCAUCUUGUCCGAUCACCAUCAUCCCCUCGACCACGACCACUACCACUACCACUACCCAUGCUCCAGUGAAUGUUCCGUUAGAAUGGGGUCAGUGGUCUGAAUGCUCUGUAACCUGUGGUAUGGGAGUGAUAUUUAGACAGAAAUACUGUCAUGAUCAAAGUAGGCGGCAUUGUAAAGGGCCAGUUCAACAUGAGAAUAAACGAUGUAUAACUGAUUCUUGUAACCAGCAAGAGGUACGACAACAAAUGCAGAUUUUAGAAGGUCAUGAUGCUGUUUUACCAUGUGGAAUAAAAAAGAAGCCACAUAACAGCAUAUACUGGAUAACACCUAAAGGAAAGAAAAUAGACUCACAUACUGUUAUUAAAAGAGUUUUGGUGGUUGAUGAUAAGUUACUACUUAGAGAAACACAAAGAAGAGAACAUGGAGUAUACCACUGUGUGUCAUCAGAUGGACAAACUUCUGAUGUAGAAAUAGAUGUUCUGUGGUGUGGAUUAGAAUUGUGCCAGCAUGGAGGCAAUUGUGUCAGGACACUUGCAAGACUUGAACAUGGUCACAGGAGAUUUGAAUGUGUGUGUACAUCAGGGUAUUCGGGCAUGUUCUGUGAGGAAAAGAUGCCACUGCCAUUUUAUCUGAUUCUACUGAUUAUCCUGAUGUCUGUCCUGGUUUUAGUCAUCAUUCUGGCUAUAGUUAUCACCUACAUCUGUCACAGGUAA